AAUUUUGGUCGCUAAGAUACUCAGCAUUUCCGCUUCCUUUCCCUCUAGUCUAGGUUCGGGCAAGCCAGUCACGUUCUUUCCGCCAAUGAUAAAUGGGCAGUGGGCGGAACCUUACUUGUCCGGACCAAAGAAAUGCUGUCUUGGCGUAGUGUCGUGCGGCCAAUGACGAUGGGGCAGCCCCUGUAGAGUGGCUCGGGCGCCCCCACGCCCGCCUUUGCUCCUCCUUUCAGCCCUGCCCCUCCCUACCCGGUUUAAGCAGAGCGCUGGUCGCAGUCUGACAGGAACGGGACGGAGCCAAGAUGGCGGCGGCCGACGGCGACGACUCGCUUUAUCCCAUUGCGGUGCUCAUAGACGAGCUCCGCAACGAGGAUGUUCAGCUUCGCCUCAAUAGCAUCAAGAAGCUGUCCACCAUUGCCUUGGCCCUUGGGGUUGAAAGGACCCGAAGCGAGCUCCUGCCCUUCCUUACAGACACCAUCUAUGAUGAAGAUGAGGUUCUGUUGGCCCUGGCGGAACAACUGGGAACAUUCACUGGUCUGGUGGGAGGCCCAGAGUAUGUACACUGCCUGCUGCCACCCUUGGAGUCACUGGCCACAGUGGAGGAAACAGUGGUGCGGGACAAAGCUGUGGAGUCCUUGCGGGCCAUCUCGCAUGAGCACUCACCAUCAGACCUGGAGGCCCACUUCGUGCCACUGGUGAAGCGUCUGGCGGGUGGCGACUGGUUCACCUCCCGCACCUCUGCCUGCGGCCUCUUCUCUGUCUGCUACCCCCGAGUGUCCAGUGCUGUGAAGGCAGAACUUCGACAGUACUUCCGGAACCUGUGCUCAGAUGACACCCCCAUGGUGCGGCGGGCCGCAGCCUCCAAGCUGGGGGAGUUUGCCAAGGUGCUGGAGCUGGACAAUGUCAAGAGUGAGAUCAUCCCCAUGUUCUCCAACCUGGCCUCUGAUGAGCAGGACUCGGUGCGGCUGCUGGCGGUGGAGGCAUGUGUGAACAUUGCUCAGCUACUGCCUCAGGAGGAUCUGGAGGCCUUGGUGAUGCCCACUCUGCGUCAGGCUGCUGAGGACAAGUCCUGGCGCGUCCGGUACAUGGUGGCUGACAAGUUCACGGAGCUCCAGAAAGCCGUGGGGCCUGAGAUCACUAAGACAGACCUUGUACCUGCCUUCCAGAACCUUAUGAAAGACUGUGAGGCCGAGGUGAGGGCUGCAGCCUCCCACAAGGUCAAAGAGUUCUGUGAAAAUCUCUCAGCUGACUGUCGGGAAAAUGUGAUCAUGACCCAGAUCUUGCCAUGCAUCAAGGAACUGGUAUCGGACGCCAACCAACAUGUAAAGUCAGCCCUGGCCUCAGUCAUCAUGGGCCUGUCUCCCAUCCUGGGCAAAGACAACACCAUUGAGCACCUCUUGCCCCUCUUCCUAGCUCAGCUGAAAGAUGAGUGCCCUGAGGUGCGGCUGAACAUCAUCUCCAACCUGGACUGUGUGAACGAGGUGAUCGGCAUUCGGCAGCUCUCUCAGUCACUGCUCCCGGCCAUUGUGGAGCUGGCUGAGGAUGCCAAGUGGCGAGUGCGGCUGGCCAUCAUUGAGUACAUGCCCUUGCUGGCUGGACAGCUGGGAGUGGAAUUCUUUGAUGAGAAACUCAAUUCCUUGUGCAUGGCCUGGCUGGUGGAUCAUGUCUAUGCUAUCCGUGAGGCGGCCACCAGCAACCUGAAGAAGCUGGUAGAGAAGUUCGGGAAGGAGUGGGCCCAUGCCACUAUCAUCCCCAAGGUCUUGGCCAUGUCUGGGGACCCCAACUACCUUCACCGAAUGACUACGCUCUUCUGCAUCAACGUCCUCUCCGAAGUUUGCGGACAGGACAUCACCACCAAGCACAUGCUGCCCACAGUUCUGCGUAUGGCUGGGGACCCGGUCGCCAAUGUCCGCUUCAAUGUGGCUAAGUCCCUACAGAAGAUAGGACCCAUCCUUGACAACAGCACCUUGCAGAGUGAAGUCAAGCCCAUCCUGGAAAAGCUGACACAGGACCAGGAUGUGGAUGUCAAGUACUUUGCCCAGGAGGCUCUGACUGUUCUGUCUCUUGCCUGAUGCUGGAAGAAGAGCCAACACCGGCCUCUGGUGUCCACCCUCCCACCCACUCCCACCAAGUACCUCCCUUGGGGAGAUAGUGGGGGGGCCACUGACUGUCACUCCCUGUGCAUGGUCUGACCCCAGGCCCCUUCCCCUAGCACGGUUCUUCUCUCCAGCCUGGGAAGACUUCUCACUGCCCACCUCCCGAGGGACUGGGGGAGCACAAGGUGGGGCAGGGCAGCAACCAGGAGGAAUGGGCUGCUCUUGCCCACCAAGUUGGGGGAGAGAAGCAAGCAUCCUAGGUCACUGGCUCCUGCUGCUGUAAUGGGACCCCCUCCCCCACAUACUUAAUCCACCUCCUUUUUUCCCAUCCCUGUUCCUUCCCUCCUCUGGUGGUUUAUUUGUGUCAACUGUGCCGUUUUUAUUUUAUUCUUUUCCCCCCUAUUUUCACAGAGAAAUAAAGGUCUAGAAAUAGUUGGUC
Castor canadensis (American beaver) is the source of this 2532-nucleotide messenger RNA. It is a transcript of the gene Ppp2r1a, whose product is annotated as protein phosphatase 2 scaffold subunit Aalpha. NCBI's taxonomy places the organism in Eukaryota, Metazoa, Chordata, Mammalia, Rodentia, Castoridae. The record is from RefSeq and is a predicted model, not a curated record. Gene Ontology annotation, biological process: protein dephosphorylation; chromosome segregation. Gene Ontology annotation, molecular function: protein phosphatase regulator activity; protein binding. Gene Ontology annotation, cellular component: cytoplasm; nucleus; protein phosphatase type 2A complex.